Molecule: messenger RNA, 2638 nt
Organism: Erigeron canadensis
Lineage: Eukaryota; Viridiplantae; Streptophyta; Magnoliopsida; Asterales; Asteraceae
Product: putative serine/threonine-protein kinase-like protein CCR3
Exons: 1
Coding region: 137-2482 (781 amino acids)
Biological process (GO): protein phosphorylation
Molecular function (GO): protein serine/threonine kinase activity; ATP binding
Source: RefSeq, a predicted model, not a curated record
AAUCCGGUCUUUUUUAGAUUCUAAAAAUCCCAACAGUUUUUUUUUUCUUUUUUUCAUAUCCCUCAAAAAAAAUAAAAAAACUUUUAUAUUCCGAUCCGGUCAUGAAAAACAUCACCUCCGGCAACUCACACACAACAUGACGUCACCCUUGUCAUCCACUGCCGUCAUUUUUGUUGUGACAUUAACAUGUUACAUUUUUUCAUCAGCCGAUGGGCUUGGUGGGUCCGCCACAACCAUUUCUAUAACCUAUGGUGGUAAUACUCCCACCAUUUGUGGCAUAGUUGCCGGUCAACCAAGUCAACGUAUCCAAUGUUGGCGAAACGGGAACAUCUUUUCGGUAUUUUCCAACGUCUCUUUUGAGUCCAUCGCAGGUGGUCGUGACGUGUUUUGUGGGAUCAGGUCGGGUGGUUCAACACUUGUGUGUUGGGAUUAUAAUAUCGUCCCAAAAAGACUUUAUUAUAAUGAAUCUGUUCGUCUGUUUAACUUAACGAUAGGUGACACACAAGUGUGUGCACUUAUGAAUUCAACAAAUAACCAAAAUGUUUAUUGUUGGAGAGGCAAUGAUGACUUUGUGAAUCAACGAAAUACGAUUUCGUCUAUUUCUUCGGGUUUGGGGUAUACUUGUGGUGUGAAUGAGACUAAUGGGGUUGUUUGUUUCGGGUCAAAUUCAAAUUUGGCAAAUUCUAUACAAGGUUUGUUUUCGAAUUUUCGUAUGAUAAGUAUUUUUGUUGGUGGUAAUCAUGCUUGUGGAGUGAAUAUAACCGGUUUUUUGAUAUGUAGAGGUAGUAAUAAUGAUUAUGGACAACUUAAUGUACCGAUUCAUUCGCCUUUUGAAUAUUUUGCACUUGCACUUGGUGCUAACCAUACUUGUGCUUUGAGGAGAUUAAAUGGUUAUGUAGAGUGUUGGGGAGGUAGGGCGGGUGUUAUGAAUAGCAAUAUCGAAAGGGUUUCGUUUGAAACUAUAGUUACUGGAUUGAAUUUUACUUGUGGUUUGACAACUAAUAAUUUUUCGGUGAUUUGUUGGGGAGAUGGGUGGGUUAGAAAUGAUUCUAACCCGCUUGGUUUUGAUCAAAUACUUCCCGGGCCUUGUGUUCAGUCUGAUUGUGAAUGUGGUAUAUAUCCGCAAUCAGAAUCACUUUGUUCUGGUUAUGGAAGUAUAUGUAGACCUUGUGAUAUAACUACUUUGGUUCCACAAACUCCGGAAUUAGUACCACCUCCAACGUCCCCAAGGAUUGUUCGUUCAAAAAAGUUGACAAAGGGUUUAUUAGCGUUUGUUAUUGUUGGAUCGGUAGGGGGUGUUGCUGGUAUUUGUACUGUUAUCUAUUGUUUAUGGACUGGUGUUUGUUUUGGUAAAAAGAAGAUACAUAACUCUGUUCAGCCUACAAUAAACGCCCCUCAACAUACUAAUGGUAGCCCGAUUUCAAGGUCUGCUACAAUUAGGCGACAGUUUUCAAGAGGUUUUAGGCGACAAAGAAGUGGCCCAUCUACUAAACAAGCAGAAAAAGAAGAGGAAUUCACGUUUGCUGAUCUUGCUUUAGCUACAAACAACUUCUCUUUAGAAAAUAAAAUUGGUGAAGGGAGUUUUGGUGUCGUGUAUAGAGGCAAAUUGUUGGAUGGUCGUGACGUUGCCAUUAAAAGAAGUGAGGCAACUGAUAAAACCAAGAAAUUUCAAGAGAAAGAAAGCGCGUUUGAUUCAGAAUUGGCAUUCUUGUCUAGACUAAACCACAAGCACUUGGUAAGACUAGUUGGGUAUUGCGAAGAAAACGAUGAAAGACUACUAGUUUAUGAUUACAUGAAAAAUGGAGCAUUGUAUGAUCAUUUACAUGGGACUAAAAACAACGAAAAGAGUCCCAGUUUGUUGAAUUCUUGGAAAAUGAGGAUCAAAAUUGCGUUAGAUGCUGCUAGAGGUAUCGAAUACCUUCACAACUAUGCAGUUCCACCUAUAAUACACAGAGACAUCAAAUCAUCCAACAUUCUGUUAGACGCUAAAUGGGUUGCAAGGGUUUCUGAUUUCGGGUUAUCACUAAUGAGUCCUAUUUCUGAUUCUGAAUUUAAACCCACAAAAGCAGCCGGGACAGUUGGCUACAUUGAUCCAGAAUACUAUGGACUCAACGUGUUGACUGCCAAGAGUGACGUUUAUGGUUUUGGAGUUGUAUUGCUAGAACUUUUGACUGGAAGAAGAGCAAUAUUCAAGAGCACUGAAGUAAACGGCGGUGCACCUAUUAGCUUGGUGGACUACGCGGUCCCAAUAAUCAUGACGGGUGAAUUAGAGAAGAUAUUGGAUAAACGGGUUGGGCCGCCUGAGGAUAAUGAGGCGGAAGCGGUUGAGCUCAUGGCAUACACUGCAUUACAUUGUGUGCAUUCAGAAGGUAGUUAUAGACCAACUAUGACUGACAUUGUGUCAAAUUUGGAAAGAGCUUUAGGACUAUGCAGUGACAGCCAUGGUAGUAUCUCUAGUGGUGUUUCAGUACCUUCAGAUUGAUUAGUUUCCAAUUUCUUUACUUUAUCUUUAAUGAUUUUUGAAUUUUUUUUUAUUUAGUAUUUUGGACUUGAGAGUAUAUUUGUAAAGAUUGUAGAUAUGUUGGAUGCAACAUUUUGCAAAUGCAAUUCUUUGAAGGUAUCAUCAAGAUUCUUGAAA